AUGUAUAAUCCAGUAGAUUUAGCGUUGUCCAAUUUUAGUGGCAAAUAUGGCAUUGAUGAUUUUACGCUAAGAUUCGCUACAUGUUUAUUGGGAUCAUUUCCUCUAACUUACAUUUUGAAAAGGAUUCCAAAUAAGAACUUAAACUUGAAAUGUACCUAUAUUAUAUCCAUUUCUGUAUUUUACCUCGUUGGAAUAUUAAAUAUACCAAGUGGCUUAAGGACUUUGUUGAUAAGUUCGAUGUUUACGUACGUGGUCACUAGAUUUUAUCAUUCAAGAUUUAUGCCAUAUGUCAAUUUUGUGUUCGUAAUGGGUCACCUAGCGAUAAACCAUAUAAGGGCCACAGGUUCUAUCUCGAAUAGUAUAGAUAUUACUAGUGCUCAGAUGGUUUUGGCAAUGAAAUUGACUUCAUUUGCUUGGUCAUAUGGUGACGGCACGUAUCUUAAGAAGGAUGAAUUCGAAAAAUCCUUAAACAAAUACCAACAAGCUCGCUCAAUUAAAAUACAUCCUUCUCUAUUGGAAUAUCUGGCAUUCGUCUUUUUCUUCCCAACAAUACUCACUGGACCAAGUUUUGACUUUUCAGAUUUUGAUUUCUGGUUAAAUGGAAAGAUCUUUCAAGAUUUACCAAAAGAUAUUGUUACAACAUCUACGACAAAUGCACCAAAAAAUGGCCGAAUGGUCUUAUUCAGAGUUAUUCAAGGUAUUGCAUGGAUUGUCUUGCAUGGCUAUCUUUCAAAGUUUGUAAGUUUCGGUGACUAUUUAAAUCAUCGUCAGAAUUUUUCCUUCAUUUACAAGAUUCAUUAUAUGGUUAUACUGGGAAUGAUAGCAAGAUUUAAAUAUUAUGCUGCUUGGAUCAUUUCUGAAAGCGCAUGUAUUCUCUGUGGACUUGGUUAUAAUGGAUCUGAUGUGAAGACAGGUAAAAUUAAGUGGGAUCGUGUCAGAAAUAUUGAUAUCUGGGCUGUUGAGUUUGCUGAAAGCACAAGAGAUUGUCUUGAGGCGUGGAACAUGAAUACAAAUAGAUGGUUGAAAUAUUACGUUUAUUUUAGAGUAGCUAAGAAGGGUAAAAAGCCUGGUUUCAGAUCGACCCUCUUUACAUUCCUUACUUCAGCUUUCUGGCAUGGAUUCUCUGCUGGUUAUUACCUUACUUUUGCAACAGGCGCACUUUAUCAAACUUGUGGUAAAUUUUAUAGAAGAAAUUUUAGACCCAUCUUUCUUUCAAGUGACGGAAGUACUGCAGGUAAAUUUAAAUGGAUCUAUGAUGUUAUGUGCUGGUACGUGAUCAAAUUAUCCUUUGGAUAUCUCGUUAUGCCCUUCCUAGCAUUGAAUUUCAAGGAUUCCAUUUUGAUCUGGAAAUCUGUUUACUUUUAUGGCCACAUUAUAAUCGUAGUGUCCUUUUUUGCAUUUAGAGGCCCCUUCUCUACGAAAUUCAUCAAAUUUUUCAAGUCCUUACAGCCAAGUGAAGGUGCUUUACAAAAGCAAAGAGCUAUUGAAUUAGAAAUUUCUGAGAGUGCUUCUACAUUAGGUAACAUACUUAAGGAAAAGAUGGAAUAUGAUAAAGCUCUAGAAGUAGAAGAAAAUAAGAUAAAAGAAAAGGAAAUGCACUUAGGUAUUCCAUCAAUUGAUCCGGAUGUUGUAGAAUGGGAUGACGCUAAAGAGGAAUGGCAUGAAUUCUGGAACGAAUAUACUGAGUGGAGAAAUAAGAAUGGACUCGAAGUUGAAGAAGAAAAUCUUGUUCUUGCAUUCAAUAAUUUUAAAAAGGAAAUGGCAGACGCAGCAAAAGAUUCUUCCUCUGCAGUUAGAAGAAUAAGCUUCAGCAGUUAUUCGCCAAAGCCAAUCAAGGAUAAAAAUGAAUAG
Kazachstania africana CBS 2517 is the source of this 1851-nucleotide messenger RNA. It is a transcript of the gene ALE1, whose product is annotated as lysophospholipid acyltransferase. Gene Ontology annotation, biological process: lipid modification; glycerophospholipid biosynthetic process. Gene Ontology annotation, molecular function: 1-acylglycerol-3-phosphate O-acyltransferase activity; 1-acylglycerophosphocholine O-acyltransferase activity. The transcript has a single exon. Gene Ontology annotation, cellular component: endoplasmic reticulum; membrane. The record is from RefSeq and is a predicted model, not a curated record. NCBI's taxonomy places the organism in Eukaryota, Fungi, Ascomycota, Saccharomycetes, Saccharomycetales, Saccharomycetaceae. Bases 1 to 1851 code for a protein of 616 amino acids.